This is a messenger RNA of Cebus imitator (Panamanian white-faced capuchin), 3790 nucleotides long. It is a transcript of the gene ORMDL3, whose product is annotated as ORMDL sphingolipid biosynthesis regulator 3. Gene Ontology annotation, biological process: intracellular sphingolipid homeostasis; ceramide metabolic process; negative regulation of ceramide biosynthetic process. The coding region runs from base 1818 to 2279 and encodes 153 amino acids. The transcript is spliced from 4 exons. Lineage: Eukaryota; Metazoa; Chordata; Mammalia; Primates; Cebidae. The record is from RefSeq and is a predicted model, not a curated record. Gene Ontology annotation, cellular component: endoplasmic reticulum membrane.
GUGCAUGACAUGUCCAGUAAUCUUUCUGUUAGACUGUGCAUUAGUCAGAACCUUAUUUGAGACAUCUCUCAGUCUGGGUCACUGAACUUCAUAGAGAUAUCAAGAAACUGAUCAAGAUCCAGAGGGCUCGAUCAACCUGAUGGAGGAUGAAGAAUCCCAGAGAAAAAUAAAAAAAGUCAAGCAGGCUCACUUUGGAAAAAAUAGACACACCUUGUUGCCUUAAUGCUGGGGAGGUUUCCGUGAAAAGAACAACACUGGGUUUGCUUAUGUCUGCAGAAAGAUGACUAUAAGGAAAGGCACCUCCACAAACCAAGAAAAACUUCCUUAGGACAUAGGCAGAGCUAUUUCUGACUCGGGAGAUUAUUUCGAUCUUGGGAUGAACUCUUUUGGGGCCAUUGGCCCUGGAAAUAUUCAAGAAGCUGCCUGUUCUGCUCUGGGUGGUUCAAAUAUCCACCAGCCUGGUGACCACUAAGUGCCUCUAGGGGUCCCACUCCAGCUGUGUAAUAACUUUCCUGGCAGCCCCCUGGGGAAGGAAGGGUAGGUGGAGUCCAAGUGAAGUGCUCCCCAGUUUUCCUGGGGUAGGCUCUUCCUUCCUGUUUCACUUCAGAGUGCCAUGAACUGCCAUUCAGAGUCGGGCUGGCAUGCCAUGAUGACUUAAUCUGAUCUUGCUAUUCCAGCCCUGCCCUGCAUAGAGUGGACUUAGAGAGAAGCUGGGGAGGGAGUUGAAACCACCCAGACAAGGCCUCUUGGUGACAUGGAGAAUGGGAGUGACCCAGGAGACCUCAAAAGCCAUUUAGUUCAACCUCCCACAGUAAUAUUAAAUAGAUUCCUACAAUGCAACAAGUGCUUUACAUACAUUCUUUUGGGUUCUCACAACCUUGGAGGUGGGGUUUCACGGGUGUGAAAUUGGAGAUUAAGACAAGUAAUUUGCCCAGGGUCACACUGCCAAUAAAGGGGGGGCCUACCCUAUGUCGACCAGGCAGUAGUCUGUGCCCGUGCCUUUAGAGGAUGCAGAUGUGAAAACUGCAGACCAGAGCCUCUCAUUCAAAACCACACAAGCUAACCUGAGACAGAAACUCUGGCUCCUAACUACUGAUCAAGGAAUCUAUGAUACGUGGCCUCUUCUGACGUCAGGUGCGGGGCGGCCAAGGAUGUGGUCCCGUCCCGGGCAGCCUGGGCCAAGCAUGACUGAGAAGAAGGCAGGCUCCGUUCUGGGCCCUCCAGACCCUCACCUCAGCCAAGGUGAAUAGCGCGCUCCCAGGAGGGCCCGGCGGGGCAAAGGGCCGGGCCAGUCCGUUUCUGGAGGAGCCAAUCUGGGGCCAGGGCGGAAGGCAGCCAAGUGCAGUGGAAAAACCCUGCACUUGGGGUCAGAAUAUCUGGGUUUCGAGCCAGUCUGGGACCCAGCAAAGACUUACAGCAAGUGACUUACAAGUCCGAGUCUCCACAUCUGCAAAACUGGGGCAAGGGUAAAAUAUACUUGAAAGGCACAGAAGCAAAAGUUGGAAUUGUUACGCACCAAAGUUCUAUCAUGCGAUCUGACCGUUGCCUCACGGUGCAGCUUCCAACAGUGCGGCCUCGGAGAGGCCGGGAAAGGAGCCCGGAAAAACUACAACUCCCAGGAGGCGUCGGCCGGGCCGGCGCGGAGUGGUGACGUCACGGGGGCCGGCGCGGAGCUCUGAUUCGGCCGGAGCUGCCAGCGGGGAGGCUGCCGCCGCGGGUUGUUACAGCUGCUGGAGCAGCAGCGGCCCCCGCUCCCGGGAACCGUUCCCGGGCCCUCGAUCUCCUUCCCCGCACGAACAGCGGAGAGGGGCGGCAGGAUGAAUGUGGGCACAGCGCACAGCGAGGUGAACCCCAACACACGGGUGAUGAACAGCCGUGGCAUCUGGCUCUCUUACGUGCUGGCCAUCGGGCUCCUCCACGUCGUGCUGCUGAGCAUCCCCUUCGUGAGUGUCCCUGUCGUCUGGACUCUCACCAACCUCAUCCACAACAUGGGCAUGUAUAUCUUCCUGCACACGGUGAAGGGGACGCCAUUCGAGACCCCGGACCAGGGCAAGGCGAGGUUGCUAACCCACUGGGAGCAGAUGGACUAUGGGGUCCAGUUCACGGCCUCUCGGAAGUUCUUGACCAUCACACCCAUCGUGCUGUACUUCCUCACCAGCUUCUACACCAAGUACGAUCAGAUCCAUUUCAUCCUCAACACCGUGUCCCUGAUGAGCGUGCUCAUCCCCAAGCUGCCCCAGCUCCACGGAGUCCGGAUUUUUGGAAUCAAUAAGUACUGAGGGUGCAGCCCCUUCCUCUGCCCAGGGUGACAGGGGAGGGGUAGGGGAAAAGGCCUGUGCUGCGACACUGAAGACAGAAGGAAGAAGCCUCUGGACACUGUCGAGGUGGGGGUUGAGCCUCUGGGCCUAGUUUCCCCCCUCAUUUCCCCCAGUAGCCAACUUGGAGUAGCUUGUAGUGGGGUUGGGGUGGGGCCCCCUUGGGCUCUGACCUUUUCUGAAUUUUUUGAUCUUUUCCUUUUGCUUUUUGAAUAGAGACUCCAUGGGGGUGGUCACGGAAUCGGCUGGGCUCCUGGGCUGACAUGGACCAUGCAUUGGGACAGGAGGCGGGGUGGGAUGGGGGAAACCCCUGCUCACUUGUUUCAGGCAGCCAAAGCACUUUAACCCCUGCGUAGGGAGCCGAGGGUGGUACGGCUUCUGGACUGUUUCACUGUAAUUCUGAGGUCUUUUCGAUGACACGCAGUGUGUGCUUGUGUGUAUGAAAGCAAGCGUGGGACGGGGCCUUGCCUUAAACCUUCUGGGCAGAGAGCUGUCUAAUCCGAGUUUUGGGCUUUCGGCAGCUUCCCUGCGACCCACCCUGGGUCCUGGUUGGGAGUGGGGAGGGUCAGGUGGGAGGAAGAUGGGGUGGAGCGUGGAUGGCUUGGUCCCAGAGGUAAGGGGGCCAGGGCUGCUGCCAUCCUGGCCUGUUAGAGGUUGGGGAGCUGCAGCGGGGAUAGGGAGUGGAGAGUUAGAAGAAUGGGGCCACGGAGCAGCAAAGCACCGAUGUAAGGGAGGGAGGGGACGGGACAGCAGCUAGACCCAGUCUUCUUUGGGAUGUGGGCAGGGAGGGAAGCAGGCUUGGAGGGUUAUUUUACCCACAGAGUGUGAUGGUAAUCGGGGAAGGAGGCUGCUGUGGGCUUAACUCCUGAGUGGGCUGUUGGGUGGACAGGUGGGGAAGAGGCCCACGAGUUGUUGUUAGUACAGGUCCGACUUGGCCCUGACUUCUGUAGGGUACAGGGAAGCUGUGACAAACGAUGGCUGCUGUGGUCCUCUGCAGGCCCUCACCCCUUCACCACCUCGUGUAGGCUGGCACUGGGCAGGGCCUCUCUUGUGGCAGGCACAUGUGGUGCUGUGAGGCCACCCCACAUGGGGUCAGUGGCAAGAGUCCUGUAGGACCUUUGGUCAAGCAGCACAGGGGAAGGAGCCAGGCGUGGCCUGUAGGUGCUGUCUCAGCCUGCAGAGAAGAAAGAGGCCGGGAGCCUGAGCCUGGGCUGGAGCCUUCUCCCUUCCCCUGGCUGACUAAGGGCAGUGUUAAUUCUGAAAAGGCGUGGGUACCUGUAUCCUCUUCCAGGGUCCCGGGGGAGCAGGAGAGGUCACUGGCCCUGUUUUCUGCCUCCUGGCCCUGCAUCUCCCACCUCAUGUAUCAUAGGGAACUUUCACCUUAAAAUCUUUCUAAGCAACGUGUGAAUAGGAUUUUUACUCCCUUUGUACAGUAUUCUGAGAAACGCAAAUAAAAGGGCAGCGUGUUCCUGUUU